Molecule: messenger RNA, 1889 nt
Organism: Gossypium raimondii (Peruvian cotton)
Lineage: Eukaryota; Viridiplantae; Streptophyta; Magnoliopsida; Malvales; Malvaceae
Product: ultraviolet-B receptor UVR8
Exons: 4
Coding region: 227-1591 (454 amino acids)
Source: RefSeq, a predicted model, not a curated record
GCGAAUAAAUCCUCUCUAUCCCAUUUGGCUAGAUAAACACUUCUUGAAAGUGCUUUUGGUAGCAAAAUCAACUUGUUUGGGAUUGAUUAUGAAGUUUAGAAGUGGUUUUAGCACCAACCUGCCAAUCCCGAACCGCCCCUAAUUUGUUUGGGUCAACCCAUCAGCUCAUUUCUUCCUAAAUUUACAGUAGCGGAUUGGCCACUGCCGACGCACUCACGAAGCUAAGAUGCUGAUAAACCGAUUGUUAUGGAAGCAUCAUCAAUGGAAUAAAACGGUCGUUGCAGUUUCAUCUAAAGCCUUAUUCGCUCAGGUUACUACUAAUAAACCGAGAUGGAUGAGUACGGUAAUGAGCUUUGGGGACGGAAGCCAGGGGGCGUUGGGUCUACCCGAUUCAGUGACCGGUCCCAGAGGCGAUGCUUACGAGCCCACCCGGGUCCUCGGUCUCCCUUCCGAUAUCACCAGCAUCAGCGCUGGCCAUUAUCACUCGCUCGCUAUUGAUUCCCGAGGUGGACUCUGGGCUUGGGGCCGCAACCAGGAAUCCCAGCUGGGUCGUGAUCCACUUGCCCCGAGAGAUUCUUGGAAUGAUCCAAAGAGAGUGGAAGGGUUGGAUCAUGUGAAUGUUUGUGCUGCUUUUGCUUCUGGCGUUAUUUCUGCUGCCAUUGACAGUAAUGGUUCUGUGUGGGUAUGGGGGAAGUCUAAGCGGGGACAGCUUGGUCUUGGAAAGGGUAUCAUUGAGACCGUAGUACCUCGCAGAGUUGAAGCACUUGCAGGAGAAAAGAUAGUCAAGGUUUCAUUUGGUUGGGGGCAUGCUCUUGCACAGACAGAGGAUGGAAAGUUGUUAGGCUGGGGUUAUUCAGCCGAUGGUAGGAUUGGAAAUGUGGGGGAAGCUUUAGAGGCGUCUCCUCUGGACUCAAAUGCGAAUAUAUCGAUGAAUGACAAACGGUUUUCAGGUUCAGGAUUGGAUGCUGCCGAGCUGAUGGUUUUAGAAGGAAUGGAGAAAGAGAAAGACAUGCCAAUCAUUUGGGAACCUCGAUUGGUCGAAGAACUGCAAGGAGUUGAAGUCAGAGACAUUGCUUGCGGGCUUGAUCAUUCUUUGGUUCUUUGCCGUAAUGGUACUUUAUUGAGCUCUGGAAGCAAUGUAUAUGGUCAGCUGGGGAGAACCAAACUGGACCUGAGAUUGUUACCUGUUGAUCUAACCGCCCAUCCUGUGUCUAUUGCAUCCGGUCUUGGUCAUUCCUUGGCAAUCUGUGAGGUGCCAUCUUCGGAUGUUGAAGGAGGUGGAAUGAGCAUUUUCUCAUGGGGGUGGAACCAAUGCUCACAAUUAGGUAGAGAAGGACCGGAGAAUUUCCCAUCAAUGAUUGAGGGAUGGGAAGGGGAAACACCUGUAUCAGUGUCAGGAGGGCGGGUGCAUUCUACUGCUCUGACAUCUCAUGGUGAGUUAUGGGUUUGGGGCUGUGGUAAGAGUGGCCGUCUUGGGUUAGGAAGCUCCAGCGAUGAAGCCGAGCCAACCUUGCUUGAUUGUUUGGAAGAUUUCAAAGUUCUACAAGCAGUGUCAGGUUUUGAUCAUAACCUGGUUUUGAUGGAUGAAUGAUUACAUUGUUAGAACAAAACACGUAAUGGUGAAAUAAUGAUCUCGAUGAAUUUCCGACGUCAGAGUUUCAUGAUCUCAAUUGUUAAAUCCCAAGUUCGUCUGCUUGGGUCUAAGGUCUAGAGUCAAGUUUAUUUGCUGUACUUUUCUAAUGGCUAGGUUUCUGAUGAAUUAAUUGAGCUUACUUAGCUGAUAUGAUCUAUUAUUCGAGUGAGUGUUGAAUCUGCGGAUCUAUCUAAUAGAUUAAUACAUGUAUAAUUUUAUUUCAUAUAUUUGGAGAUGAUACUCCGAAUAUGAAUUA